UUGGUUAUAUAUACAUUUUGCAGAGUAGAAUUGGGUGUGAAUUGAGGAGGAUGUGGUUGGGGUGUUGGGUGUAGCUGGAUGGAGGGAGGAGUAACUGCGACAUUUGCAUUUCAAUCUUCCAAGAGGCAUCCUGCCAGUAGCAUAUACUGGCGUUUUGUGUGCAAAUGUCAAAGUCUCCCUCUCUUGAGAAGCACCAGUCCGUUUAUUCUUCUUCUGAGCCUAGGUCAGUACUUCUGUUUCGUAAUCAAUAGGAACUUACUAUUCAUAGUAUCUUACUUUACAAAGCAGGCAAAUGAUGUAAAUGAGUGCUGUGGACUUGGUUGAAAUUCAAUGUACAAGUGAUGGAUGUCUAUGAUUCAGCUGAGCUUGACAUGAACUUCACUUGUAAUUGUGUAAAUACUGACAAGUUGCUGCUGAAUAAUUACCCAAAAAUAUACAGGGAGUUAUUAUGGCUACAGAAAUAGAGGAUCCCGAGUCUACUAUGUCAACAGUUGCUAAGCUUGUGGAGCAACUGCAUGCCAAGUUGUCAUCAGCACAAGAGAAGGAACUUAUCACAACACGAUUGCUAGGUAUUGCCAGGAGAAGAAAGGAUGGCAGGGCACUUAUUGGCACUCAUUCUCAAGCGAUGCCAUUGUUCAUAAACAUUCUUAGAAAUGGAACCUCUCUUGCGAAAGUUAAUGUUGCUACUAUUCUCAGUGUACUGUGCAAAGAUGAAGACUUGAGGUUAAAAGUUCUUCUUGGUGGUUGUGUCCCACCAUUGCUGUCAAUUUUAAAAUAUGAAUCAACUGAUGCAAGAAAGGCGGCAGCUGAAGCAAUAUAUCAAGUUUCCAUCGGAGGUCUGUCAGAAGAUCAUGUUGGUAUGAAAAUUUUCGUUACAGAAGAUGUAGUUCCAACGUUGUGGAAUCUACUAAGUCCUAAGAACAAGCAAGACAAAAUUGUUGAGGGUUUUAUUACUGGAGCAUUAAGAAAUUUGUGUGGUGACAAAGAUGGCUACUGGAAUGCAACAUUAGAAGCUGGAGGUAUUGAAAUCAUUGUGGAUCUCUUGUCUUCAGACAAUGCUGUUUCUCAGUCAAAUGCAGCUUCUCUGUUGGCACGUCUAAUGUCGGCUUUCAGUGGUAGCAUCCCAAAAGUAAUAGACUCUGGAGCAGUUAAAGCUUUAGUUCGACUUGUAGGGGAGGAAAACAAUAUUUCUGUUCGAGCUGGUGCUGCUGAUGCUCUAGAGGCCCUUUCUUCAAAGUCAACCAAUGCGAAGAAAGGUAUUGUUGAUUCUGAUGGUGUUCAAAUCCUUAUUGGAGCCAUAGUUGCUCCUUCAAAAGAAUGUAUGCAAUCUGAUGGCGGCCAGGCUCUUCAAGGGCAUGCAACACGAGCUCUAGCCAAUUUAUGUGGUGGCAUGCCUGCAUUAAUAAUAUAUCUUGCAGAACUUUCCUGUUCUCCUCGUUUGACAGCUCCAGUUGGUGAUAUAAUAGGCGCUCUUGCUUACACCCUUAUGGUCUUUGAGGAAAAGGAUGAUGAUCAGGAUCAUUUUGAUGCAACUAAGAUAGAGGAUAUUUUAGUAACUCUUUUAAAGCCUCGAGAUAACAAGCUUAUUCAAGAGCGUGUCCUUGAGGCCAUGGCUAGCCUAUAUGGUAAUGUCUAUCUCUCGAAGUUUCUCUAUCAAGCAGAUUCAAAGAAGGUUCUCAUUGGGCUUAUAACUAUGGCUGCCAUUGAUGUGCAAGGGUAUUUGAUACGUUCACUGACAAGCUUGUGCUGUGACAGGGUAGGAAUAUGGGAGGCGAAAAAAAGAGAAGGUAUUCAGUUACUUAUAUCUAUGCUGGGAUUAUCUAGUGAGCAGCAUCAAGAGUACUCGGUUGAACUGCUAGCAAUCUUAACUGACCAGGUUGAGGACAGCAAGUGGGCAAUCACUGCUGCUGGAGGGAUUCCACCAUUGGUGCAGUUGCUGGAGACAGGAUCGCAAAAAGCAAGAGAGGAAGCAGCUCAUGUUCUUUGGAGUUUGUGUUGUCACAGUGAAGACAUCCGUGCUUGCGUUGAAAUUGCUGGGGCCAUUCCAGCAUUUCUGUGGCUUCUUAAGAGUGGUGGACCAAAAGGACAAGAAGCUUCUGCUUUGGCACUGAUGAAGCUUGUCAGAGUUGCUGAUUCUGCAACGAUAAAUCAGCUAUUAGCAAUGCUCCUAGGAGAUUCUCCAACCUCAAAGGGACAUAUAAUCCGAGUUUUAGGUCAUGUACUUACUGUGGUUUCACAGAAAGAUCUUGUGGAAAAGGGAUGUGCAGCAAAUAAAGGCCUAAGAUGUCUUGUUCAGGUUAUCAAUGCAUCAAAUGAGGAAACCCAAGAAUUUGCGACUUCAGCGAUAGCUAAUUUAUUUACCACAAGACAAGACAUUUGUGAUGGUCUAGUAAAUGAAGACCUUGUGCUUCCUUUAAUGAAGCUUCUGACUAACAAAAAUCAAGGUGUGGCCAUUCAGUCAGCUCGAGCAUUAAGUUCUCUAUCACGUCCAACCAAUAGCAAAGCUGCAAAUAAGUUGUCUUAUAUAGUACUUGAAGGAGAUGUUCAACCACUAAUUAAGUUGGCUAAAACAUGCUGUGUGGAUGAUGCAGAAACUUCUGUUGCUGCUUCUGAAUCUGCUGUUGCUGCAUUGGCCAACCUUCUUUUUGAUCCUUAUAUUGCUGCCGAGGCCCUGGCUGAAGAUGUUGUUCCAGCUUUAACAAGAAUUCUGGAGAAAGGAACCUUGGAAGGUAAACAAAAUGCAUCACGAGCUCUUCAUGAAUUAUUGAAGCAUUUUUCAGUAGGAGAUCUUCUUAAGGGAGACGAACAGUGCCGUUUAACUUUGCUAGCCCUUGUUGAUUCAUUAAGAUCUAUGCAUAUAGAUGAGACUGAAGCUGCAGAUGCUUUAGAUGUGAUUGCAUUGCUAGCUAGGACAAAACAUGAUGUCAGCCUCACUUAUCCUCCAUUGUUGGUUCUGGCUGAUAAAUCUUGCUUAGAACCCCUUGUCUGCUGCCUUGCUGAUGGUCCACCCAUUGUGCAAGACAAGGCAAUUGAAAUUUUGUCCAGACUUUGUGGAGAUCAGCCAGUUGUUCUUGGUGACUUGUUGUCUUCUAGUUCCAGAUGCACUGGAUCAUUAGCUCAUAGAAUAAUUAACUCUGCUAGUUUAGAAGUAAAAGUUGGAGCAGCUGCCUUACUAAUUUGCACUGUAAAUAAUAAGAAAGAGCUCUCAAUGGAUUUGCUUGACACUUCUGGAUAUCAAAAACCAUUGAUUUACUCCUUAGUUGACAUGAUGAAGCAAAGUUCUAAUUGUUCAUUGUUAGAAAUCGAAGUUUGCACCCCUAGAGGUUUUAUGGAGAAGAAUGCAUUUCCAGAAGUUGAUGAGUCAGAAAUUCCUGAUGCAGCCACAGUCUUGGGUGGUACUGUUGCCUUGUGGUUACUCUCAAUUAUUGCUUCUGUCCAGGUAACAAACAAAUUAAUAAUUUUGGAAGCUGGUGGACUGGAAAUUCUCUCUGAGAAACUUGCAAGACAUGUCUCAAAUCCACAGGCACAAUAUGAGGAUACUGAAGAAAUAUGGAUCAGCGCAUUACUCUUGGCCAUUUUAUUUCAAGAUACAAAGGUCAUUCAAUCUCCUGCAACAAUGUGCACUGUACCUUCUCUGAAUCUACUUCUAACAUCUGAGGAAGUAAUUGACAAUUUUGCUGCCCAGGCUAUGGCUAGUCUUGUUCAAAAUGGUGAUAAGGGAAUAGGUCUUGCCAUUGCAAAUUCUGGUGCUGUCCCAGGAUUGAUAACUAUGAUUGGGCAUAUAGAAACAGAUAUGCCAAAUCUCAUGGCUUUAUCAGAUGAGUUUUCCUUGGUGCGAACUCCUGAUCAAGUUGUUUUGGAUCAUCUAUUUGAAAUUGAGGAUGUAAGACUGGGAUCUGUUGCACGGAAAUCUAUACCUCUUUUAGUAGAUCUCUUGAAACCAAUACCAGAAAGGCCCGGUGCUCCAGCAGCUGCCCUUAGACUCUUGAUUUCCCUUGCAGAUGGGAGUGAUACAAAUAAAUUAAUACUUGCUGAAGCUGGAGCUCUGGAGGCUUUGAACAAAUACCUGUCCUUGAGCCCUCAAGACACUACUGAGGCUACUAUUUCUGACUUACUGAGAAUAUUAUAUUGCAAUUCUGACCUAAUUAAUCAUGAAGCAUCGACAAAUUCACUGAACCAACUCAUAGCUGUUUUGCGUCUUGGUUCAAGAAAUUCUAGAUAUAGUGCAGCUAGAGCACUCCAUGAACUCUUUGAUUCUGUGAAUAUUAGAGACUCAGAAUUAGCUAAACAGGCCGUUCAUCCAUUGGUUGACAUGCUGAAUAAUACGUCAGGAAGUGAGCAGGAGGCUGCUUUAAUGGCCUUGGUCAAGUUAAUGUCAGGAAAUUCUUCAAAAGCAUCUCUGUUUAUUGAUGUGGAAGGCAACCCCCUUGAAAGUUUACACAAAAUAUUGUCCUCCGCUUCAUCCUUGGAGUUGAAGAAUUAUGCUGCGCAACUCUGCUUUGUACUGUUUGGUAAUAGUAAGAUCAGAGCAGAACGAAUUGCCUCAGAAUGCAUAGAACCCCUUAUAUCACUGAUGCAGUCUGAUUCUGAGAGUGCGAUAGAGUCUGGGGUUUGUGCUUUUGACAGAUUGUUAGAAGAUGAACAUCAGGUAGAGCUUGCAGCAGCCUGCAACAUCGUGGAUUUCCUUGUCAGCUUGGUUUCUGGUACAAACUAUCAGCUUAUUGAGGCAACCAUAUCUGUUCUCCUCAGAUUGGGCAAAGAUAGGACUCCAACCAAAUUAGACAUGGUCAAAUCUGGAAUUAUUAAUAACUGUCUCAAGCUACUACCAUUAGCACCUAGCUCAUUAUGCUCUACUAUAGCUGAGCUGUUUCGCAUCUUAACAAAUAGUAAUGCAAUUGCCAGAAGUUCAGAGGCUGCAAAAAUUGUAGAACCCCUUUUCCAUGUUUUGCUAUGUCGAGAUUUCAACUUAUGGGGACAGCAUAGUGCCUUACAAGCACUUGUAAACAUAUUGGAAAAGCCACAAAGUCUUGCAACUUUAAAGCUUACACCUAGUGAAGUUAUUGAACCCUUGAUUUCUUUUCUGGAAUCCCCAUCCCAAGCUAUUCAGCAACUUGGCACAGAACUCUUAGCUCAUAUUCUUGCACAGGAGCAUUUUCAACAGGAUAUUUCAACAAAAAAUGCAGUUCCACCUCUUGUACAGCUUGCAGGAAUUGGAAUAUUGAACUUGCAACAAACAGCAAUAAAAGCAUUGGAAAAACUUUCCAAAACCUGGCCAAAGGCAGUUGCUGAUGCCGGAGGUAUUUUUGAGCUUGCAAAGGUUAUUAUUCAAGAUGAUCCUCAACCGCCACAUGCACUCUGGGAAUCAGCUGCUUUAGUUCUCUCUAAUAUAUUAUAUUCUGAUGCGGAUUACUAUUUUAAAGUUCCUGUGGCGGUUCUUGUAAAACUGUUAAACUCAAAAGUUGAGAAUACAGUUAGCAUAGCCCUUAACGCAUUAGUAGUUCAUGACACAAGUGAUGCUUCAAGUGCUGAACAGAUGGUGGAAGCUGGAGCUAUAGAUGCUCUGCUGGACCUUCUAAGAUCUCAUAAUUGUGAAGAAGCAUCUGGUAGAUUACUCGAAGCUUUAUUCAACAAUGUGAAAGUACGAGAGAUGAAGAUGUCGAAGUAUGCUAUAGCACCAUUAUCACAGUAUCUAUUAGAUCCGCAUACCAAAUCAGAGCCUGGCAAGCUUCUUGCUGCUUUAGCUCUAGGAGAUCUUUCACAGUACGAGGGACAUGCUAGAGCUAGUGACUCAGUUUCUGCAUGCCGUGCAUUGAUAAGUUUACUUGAAGAUCAGCCAACUGAAGAAAUGAAGAUGGUGGCUAUAUGUGCAUUGCAGAACUUCGUCAUGAACAGCAGGACCAACAGAAGAGCUGUUGCAGAAGCUGGGGGCAUAUUGGUGAUUCAGGAAUUGCUGCUGUCUCUAAAUACAGAAGUUGCUGCACAAGCAGCAUUGCUGAUCAAAUUUUUGUUCUCUACCCACACUCUACAAGAAUAUGUGUCAAAUGAGCUAAUCAGGUCUUUGACAGCUUCAUUGGAAAGAGAGUUGUGGUCAACUGCCACAAUCAAUGAAGAGGUUUUGAAAACACUGCAUGUGAUAUUCAUGAACUUCCCUAAGCUCCAUGUGUCCGAAGCUGCAACACUUUGUAUUCCUCAUUUGGUAGGAGCUCUUAAAUCUGGUGGUGAAGCAGCUCAGGACUCCGUACUUGAUACCUUUUGCUUGCUGAAACAAUCUUGGUCAACUAUGCCAAUAGAUAUUGCAAAGUCUCAGGCUAUAGUUGCUGCUGAAGCGAUCCUCUUGCAAAUGCUCAUGAAAACCUGCCCACCAAGCUUCCAUGAGAAGGCAGAUUCUCUUCUGCACUGCUUACCAGGUUGUUUGACUGUCAUCAUUAAGCGUGGAAAUAACCUCAAGCAAACUAUGGGAGGUACAUAUGCAUUUUGCAGGUUGACAAUAGGCAAUGGUCCUCCAAACCAAACCAAGAUGGUUCAUGGUACUUCUCCAGAAUGGAAAGAAGGAUUCACGUGGGCAUUUGAUGUGCCUCCAAAGGGCCAAAAACUUCAUAUUGUGUGCAAAAGCAAGAAUACUUUUGGGAAGACAACUCUCGGAAGAGUCACUAUCCAAAUCGAUAAAGUUGUGACUGAAGGAGUUUAUAGCGGAAUAUUCAGUCUUAAUCAUCAUGAUGGCAAUAAAGACGGUUCAUCCCGAACUCUUGAAAUUGAGGUUAUGUGGUCCAAUAGGAUUUCUGAUGAAGAUAUUUAAAGGAUCGCAGGUUGCUUUUCUGUUUAGAAGCUCGGAAAAUUGAUUUGCAGCAUGCAUGAUAAAGUGCGGCGGAUGUAUGUUUUUGCCUGUAAUUAUUACAUAUUUGAUAAGGCCCCGUGUUGUAGUUUGGCAGACGAAGUUUAUUCAGUUGUUAGUGUAAAUUUUAUCAUAAAUGUCCAGAGGCAGGUGUUCGAAAUGGAAUCUCCCACGGUCAAGGAAAUCAAAAGAUGGUUAGCAAUGUACAGGUCAAUCCAUAGGAUCUAGAAACAUGAAUCAUAGGAAGAACUUGCAUAUUUAAAUUGAAUUUGUCCAAAGCAUAUAUUCGUUUCUUUUCGCUUUUCCCCUCCCUAUAGCCGCUGAUAUUGGGAUGUACACAGCUUCUGUAAAGUGGCUGUUAGUUUGUUUUAUGCCGCCAAAGGAUGAUAACCUAACCAGAAAUUCUGUGGUCUGCCUAGUACAAUUUCUUUUUCUGUAA
Molecule: messenger RNA, 7271 nt
Organism: Arachis stenosperma
Lineage: Eukaryota; Viridiplantae; Streptophyta; Magnoliopsida; Fabales; Fabaceae
Product: protein CELLULOSE SYNTHASE INTERACTIVE 3-like
Biological process (GO): anisotropic cell growth; regulation of cellulose biosynthetic process
Cellular component (GO): cellulose synthase complex
Molecular function (GO): microtubule binding
Source: RefSeq, a predicted model, not a curated record